AUGGUCGCCCAACGCUGGCAAGCCUGGAAGCGCCGUCCAAAGGAUAAGGAUUCCAGCUAUGACAACACGGCGUGGUGUAAUCGGGAUCUGAUUCCAAUUCCACCAUCUAGACGCACUUUUGGUACUUGGUCCUAUAUCGGUUACUGGACUGUCUCCGGAUCCAACAUAUCGGCCUGGACUGUGGGGAGUACGCUGCUUGCGUUCGGUCUCAGCCCUCAGCAAGCUAUAAGCGCCGUGGUGGUCGGUGGUAUUUUGACCGGUCUCCUUGCAGUUGCAAGUGGCUGGAUGGGAGCUAAGCACCAUAUUGGGUUCACGGUCGCUAGCCGCCAUUCAUGGGGCAUGAGGGGAUCCUACAUCCCUGUCCUACUGAGAGUGUUUUUGGGAAGCAUGUGGUUUGGCAUGCAAGCCUUCUGGGGCGGACAGGCAACACGAGUCUGUUUUGGUGCUAUUAUUCCAGGUCUUGCGCAUAUGAAGAAUUCUUUUGACCCCGAUUCGCAUUUGGAGACAAAGGACUUCAUCGGCCUGGCAAUUUGGUUUGUUGCUUUCAUCCCUUCCCUCCUAAUUCGACCAGAACGACUUCAAGUGCCAUUUGUAGUCUGUUUUGCGCUCUUCUGCUGUUCCGCGUUUGGGAUGCUCAUAUGGUCUGUAAGUCAAGCGCAUGGCCCGGGUACCAUGUUUCAUCAGCCUGGGACCGCACCGGAUCUAGGAUGGGCAUUCAUGUUUAGCAUCACUGCAAUCCUAGGCGCCUGGGGUGGUGGUACUCUAGGCCAGUCUGACUGGACGCGUUAUGCAAGUCAUAAGCACGCACCCGUGGUAUCGCAACUCAUUGCAUCCCCUAUGACAAUCACUGUCACUGCCAUCAUUGGUAUUGUGGUGACUAGUGCGGCCCGCGAUGUUCUUGGUGGUGAUAUUAUCUGGAAUCCUAUAUACCUUUUGGCAGCCAUGCAGGACCACUACCAGUCCAGUUCUGCAGUACGAGCGGGUGUCCUUUUUGCUGCCCUUGGCUUGGUAGCGUCCCAGCUAGCGGUACGGCCUUCCAGCUUUUGCAUGCCUGGUUUUCUGUUUGAAGUUGCUAAUGCGUGGUUUGGCAGAUAUCUCUGGUUCUCAACUCCGUUUCAUGUGGGAUGGACCUUGCUGGGCUGUGGCCCAAGUAUAUCAAUAUCCGACGAGGUGCAUCACUCAUGGUCUGUGUUGGAAUUGCCAUUCAGUAUGUGUGCUUGUCGUUUAUGCACGUAUUUGACACACUAACACCAGUAGACCAUGGCAGCUUCUAGCGACAGCAACCAAGUUUCUUCAAGUACUCAGCGGUUUUGGCGUCUUUCUCGCACCAGUAAUGUAAGUGAAUGACAUACUCCCACCUUUUGUCAUGAACCUAACUUGUCAAAGUGGGAUGCAACUCGCGGAUUACCACAUAAUUCGUCGCCGAAAGCUCAAGGUGUGCGAUCUCUAUUUUGGAGGUUCGAGCUCAAUAUACUGGUUUAACCACGGAUUCAAUUGGCGAGCUCCUGCAGCCUUCAUACUGGGUUGUGGACCGCUUCUCCCGGGCCUCAUUGCCACGAUCAAUUCCUAUAAAGGUUCUGCUUGGACCGGUUGGAUCCGACUUUACAAUCUCACCUUUAUUGUAGGCAUGGCCAUCGGAUUUUCCGUGUUUCUGAUAUUGAACUUUGCAUUUCCCGUACAAGGCCUUGGGCAGGAGACGGAGUUUGUAUCUUCCCAGCGUGCGAGUGUUGUGGAGGAAGAAGUGAAGGAGACAGCGUAACGUUACGCAAUGACGUAUCGUAUGGCCUUUUUUUUUUUGUUUGUUCC
Messenger RNA from [Torrubiella] hemipterigena, 1806 nucleotides. NCBI's taxonomy places the organism in Eukaryota, Fungi, Ascomycota, Sordariomycetes, Hypocreales, Clavicipitaceae. The record is from the annotation of a GenBank genome assembly.